GAAAAAGCCAUUCAUUAAUUUAUGUUAAAACAUCAAUAGUUAAAAAGUAAAAAGUAAAAUAUUAGUAAAAUGGUAACGUUAGGACCAAAGAAAGACGGGGGACCUAAUAUUGACUUCUUUCAGUCUGCUGAAUCAUUGCAAGGAUUCGAAAAUGUUAGAUUGUAUUUACAAAAAAACUGUAAAAAGCACAUACAAGCAGAUCCGCCAACAAAAGAGAGUCUCAGUCAAUUAAUCAUUCAAUUUAUUCAGUAUCAGGAUUCAAAAUUGGGUAAACAUACAUCAGAUGCUCCGGUCACACGGCUUCCUAUGCGAUGCUUCUUAGACUUUAAAUCUGGAGGAGCCCUUUGUCAAAUUUUAUCUGUAAUGUAUAAAUACAAAGCGGAACAAAGAUGGAGAAAAUUUGAUUUUAUGAACCAAGGAAGAAAAGAACCAUUAGUACAGAUGUUAAUUGACAUUGAAGGAGCAUUAUCAGAAGCGGAAAUUCUCCGUUAUCCAAUAGUCUUUAUAAAACCAGAAGUAGAUAAGACAUUAUCGGCGAAAAUAAAGGAUAUUAUUAUAGGUCGCCAAGGUGAAAUAGUUGAUGAUGAAGAAGAAGCCACACACAUUAUAUUUCCUACAGUUGAUCCCCUUCCUGAUGAAUAUGCUCGAGUUGUAUUUAAACGUGACAAACAUGUUAUGCUUCAUUGGUAUUAUUUACCUGAUUCAUAUGAUUCAUGGGUUCCAAAUUUGUUCGAUUUGCCGGAGCAAGUUCCAGACAAUCCAAUGUCACCUGGUGAUAAACGUUGGUUACUCUCUGCAUCGUGGGUCUUAGACAUAGAACAAUAUAACGAAUGGAUGUCGGAAGAAGAUUAUGAAGUUGAUGAAUUUGGAAAGAAAAAAGUGCAUAAACUUCGCAUUGGUGUAGAUGAACUUAUGACUGCAACUGUCGAUGAUAAAUCAAAGAAAAAAUCUAUUGAUAAAAAAAGAAAACGAUCACCAUCUCCACAACUUAAAAAUAAAAGGAAGAGUGGACGAUCACCAGCAGUAUUUCAGAAAAAAACUCGGGCAGAGGAUGAAGAAGGUGAAGACUUGACAAAAGAUAUGGAGGAACCACAGAGUGAACCCAAUAUCACAGAAGUUAAACCUGGCACAAGUAAUACGGAUAUUGCCACAUCUAAUAUGAGUAAAAAGGAUGGCGAUUUAAUGCCUAUUAAAGGGGCAACAGUAACCGAUUUAGAUGAGGAAGCUGAUCGUGGUGAUGAUUCUCAACAAGGAAAAUUGAGUGAAAAUUCUAAUACCCAAGAUUUUAAAGCAAAUGAUGAUUUAGAAGACAACGUAACUGAACAAGCACAUCAUAUUAUUGUUCCAUCAUAUUCAGCUUGGUUCGAAUAUUCUUCUAUUCACGUGGUUGAAAAGCGAGCCCUGCCAGAAUUUUUCAAUGGAAAAAACAAAUCAAAAACUCCUGAGAUUUACCUAGCUUAUCGAAAUUUUAUGAUUGACACCUAUAGGUUAAAUCCUACAGAAUAUUUGACUAGUACGGCUUGUCGUCGAAAUUUAGCUGGAGACGUGUGCGCUAUAAUGCGUGUACAUGCAUUUUUAGAACAAUGGGGUUUAAUUAAUUAUCAAAUAGAUUCUGAAGCCCGACCUACCCCAAUGGGACCACCACCAACUUCGCAUUUUCAUGUUUUAAGCGACACGCCAUCUGGGUUACAACCAAUAAAUGUACAAAAAACUCCGCAGCCAUUUGCUGCAAAAAAUCUAUUGGAUCUAGAAAGAAAAUAUAACUCUGAAAAAAAAGACAGUGAAUCCACACAAGGUUCCAAUGAAUCAACACACAAAACAGAGUCGGGAAUAUCAGAUACUAGUGGUCAAUUUGGACUAAAAUUGGAUCAAUAUUCUAAAAAACCUCAAGUGAUGCGAAAUAAAACAGCGGCAGGUAUCAACCGAGAAUGGACAGAACAAGAAACUCUUUUAUUAUUGGAAGGUUUAGAAAUGUUCAAAGACGAUUGGAAUAAAGUUUGCGAACAUGUCGGUUCUCGCACGCAAGAUGAAUGUAUCUUACAUUUUUUGCGUUUACCAAUUGAAGAUCCUUAUUUAGAAGACGAAAAUCUAUUUCUUGGCCCAUUAUCAUUUCAACCAAUACCAUUUAGUAAGGCUGGUAAUCCAAUAAUGUCAACCGUAGCUUUUUUAGCUUCAGUGGUAGAUCCUCGAAUAGCUGCAAGUGCAGCAAAAGCUGCGAUGGAAGAAUUCUCUACUAUAAAGGAUGAAGUACCGGCAAACAUGUUGGAUGCACAUUUCAAAAAUGUUGAAAAAUCUACACAGAGUGGAAAGUUCGAUCCUUUUGCUGGAUUAUCAAUGAGUGGAAUUGCUGGUACUGGAUCCGAUAAGGAUAAAGAUGAUGAAGAACAAAAGACUAAUACAUCAACAAAUGAAAAUUUUAUAAAAGAAGAUGUCCAAAAAGAUAAUGAAAUCGUUCAAACUAAAAAGUCCACUGAAAAAGGUGUAAUAAAAGAAGAAACAGGCGCAGAUAACGCACACGAUCCAUCUGAGAUUCAUGAUAAACAAGAAGCUGACACAAAAACAUUUAAUGAAGCUAAUAUACAAACAGCAGCAGCAUCAGCAUUAGCAGCAGCAGCUGUAAAAGCUAAACAUUUAGCUGCUGUAGAGGAGCGAAAAAUAAAAAGUCUGGUAGCACUUUUAGUAGAAACACAAAUGAAGAAGCUUGAGAUUAAACUUCGACAUUUUGAGGAACUCGAAACAACAAUGGAACGAGAAAGAGAAGGACUAGAAUAUCAACGUCAACAAUUAAUACAAGAAAGACAACAAUUUCACCUAGAACAAUUAAAAGCUGCUGAAUUUAGAGCUCGUCAACAAGCACACCAACGUUAUCAACAAGAACAGGGACAUUGGCAAGGUCCACACCAAACAUCAGGCUCUCUUCAAAACAAUGUGACAUCAAGUGGAACACUAAACGCUCCUCAAAACGAGACAUUAUCCAGCGCUCAGCAAAGUAAUCUAUCUACCCUAGCAGGACAAACUAUAAUGUCCAACUAAAAAUAAAACAAUUAUAUAUUUGACUUACAUUAAAUUAUAUAAAAAUAACGAAAAAAUAUGCAUUUCAAUAUUUUAAAUAUAUUUUAUUUAAAUUUAUUAUUAUACUUAUACUUAUCAUUAUUAUACAUAAAUAUUAAAUAUUCUGAAAUAAAUCUAAUUACUUA
Molecule: messenger RNA, 3197 nt
Organism: Culicoides brevitarsis
Lineage: Eukaryota; Metazoa; Arthropoda; Insecta; Diptera; Ceratopogonidae
Gene: mor
Product: SWI/SNF complex subunit SMARCC2
Exons: 10
Coding region: 70-3033 (987 amino acids)
Biological process (GO): positive regulation of DNA-templated transcription
Cellular component (GO): SWI/SNF complex
Molecular function (GO): histone binding; DNA binding
Source: RefSeq, a predicted model, not a curated record